Messenger RNA from Symbiodinium necroappetens, 2991 nucleotides. The record is from the annotation of a GenBank genome assembly. NCBI's taxonomy places the organism in Eukaryota, Dinophyceae, Suessiales, Symbiodiniaceae.
GCUGCCAUAUGCCGAAGCCCUCCAAUUUAUCUUGCCACAGACUGCAGAUGGUGUUGAGCCAGAAAUCUUCAUUGGUAACAGUGUUCGGCCGCUGGUACCUGGAAAUGAUUUGCCUCUCUGCGAUGGUGACGUCAUUUGUGUGCUAUGCAGAGGACGCCCCCGGCCAGUUGAGUGCACAGCUGAAGAAACCAUCGCCAACCGCGAGCGGUGGAACCACCCAUGCCAGCUCCCGCGCUUAACACAGGAGGAAGGGGUGCUGUUGCAAUUUGAGUCUCAACAGGUUUUCGUCCCAAGGCAUCACCACUAUGGCAAUACUGUGCUUGAAGCUGCCGCAGAGAUUUUUCGGCGCCCUGUGGAUGCCUUAACUUCCUGUGCCUUUCGCACACCAGACCUGGAGCUCCAAGGUGACUGGUGCUCACAUGUGGUUGUUCUGGUCGACAUGAACCCCGCUGAGGCGCAAAGGCAUAGGCGGCGUAGAAGGCAAGAUCUCUUUACUCUGUGUGAUUUUCGCCUUGUUGGGCACCGCAUGUGGGCUACGCACAGCCACGUUCCUUGCAUUCACAUCCCGACUCUUGCGGCACGCUUUGACAUUUAUGUCCCCAGAAACACCCGGCUUGCGGCCACUGGCGCCGAGAGGCAAGGUGAUUUGCUCGGGUACCAGGAUCACUGUGUUCUUGUCUUCUACCUUGAGCCAUCCACGGAUGAGGAAGACGAUGACAGCUCUGAGGAUGGUAGACCUGACAGGCACCAGGUCAACAACGCACUCAACGACGUCAAGCUUGGCCUAACAGCAGUGUCGCAAGGCGGAGAUGAGUUUGUUCCCUGUCUCAGCCAACCCGCCCCGAUGCUGAGCAUGCCCGACAAGGUCGCUGAGGGCGGUGGCGAGAUAGCCGACCUUGACAGGGCCACCCCGUACCAGGCACCUCACCCGGUGCACCAUGCCCCGCUCGACGAAGUCGGAGCUAUCGAAGAAGAUGGCGUCAGUACGCCAGCCAUGUGCUUGGUGUACGCUCCGGGAUAUGUGCCUGACAUCAUUUAUGUGAACUUGCCCAUCCCCUGCAGUGUAAGUCGCGCACUGGAGCACUGCAGCCGAGGCAGAGAUCAAGGUCAGGCCGAAUGUUUCGACCAGAUCUUCCCAGCGAUGCCACAGCCGUCAUCGAAAUUGGCUGUGAUGGUCGCCCUCCCAUCUUGGGUUACGGACCGUGUAGCCGUCUUGUUCAACUGCAUCGCGGUCAACCAGACACUUUUCGCGGCUGCGGUCUUUGCCCGUAUGAACAAGGCGUCCCUGAUUUCGGCAGCAGGCCUCACGCGCAAUGGUGCGCUGCAGGCCUAUGGCGCCUUCGAUGUUUACUUACAUGGUCUGCUGCAGCCACUGGAAGACGACCUGUGGGUCGAUAUCCGGUCCGGCAUGUCAGUCGUUUGUGUGCCUUCAGGACAAUUCCCUGGGCGAGGCUGGGAUUUGGCCGAAAUGCUGCAGGAUGCUGCGGAGUGGGAAUCAGAACCGGAAAUCCCAGGAUUUCCGGUGGCAACUUCUGCCGCAUCCAACGGUCUUGUUACAGAGGUUAGCCGACCAAUUCUUCGAACAGUCAUCGAUGUCACACAAGGGCAGGUCGUAAAGGUCGAAUUUGUCGAGGAAUCGGAUGGUAGUUCUGGGGUCGACUUAGCCUCUGUAGGCCUCGAGUCUUUCGACGCUUUAUCCGACGACAAUAUGGACCCUGUGGAGCCCCCAGUAAGCGAAGCUGCACCGGAGCCUCUGAGUCAGGUCCCGGACGACGAAGUGGCCCCAGCCACCGGAGGGGCGGCGCCCGACAGAAGCCGCUCCCCGCGAGGCAGCCAAGAAGCCGCCCCAGUCUUCAACGAGUGUACCUUCGCGUUGCUUUCACCGGGGUUUGCCAUAGAAACGGUCUCUGUGCGAAUGCGCCUACCCGCGACUAUCCAUCAUGCUGCCAGGGCAAUUCAGGCGAGCAGAGCGGCGGAUGUCGCGUGUGCAUUCCCCCUGCUUUUCCCGGCCAGAUUCCAACCUGACCUCCGUUGGGGACUCUUCCUCGCUGCCCCCAUUUGGAAAUUCCGGGGUUCGAUUGUCUGCAUUGACAUGUUCGCCCAUUGGGGACGGGUUUUCGCUGUAAUUCUGCCGGAUGUCACCAUCCGGUCGAGAGUUCUUAUUGCGGCUGGCCUCUCCCCUGCUGCCGAAGUCGAUAUUUUUCUCAAUGGAGACAACUCCGGCAUUGGCGAUGGUGACCUUGAGGUCAGAGAUGGCGAUUGCCUGUCCAUAUUUUGGCAGGGCAGCACAGUCCCGGGCUCGCUCACGCUGAGCGAGCUACUCACCACUGAUUGGGUCUGUGGAGGUGCCCCUGCUUUUCAUGUCAGCUCUGCUCAUGAUCACUAUCUUCUGGUGAGCGCGAGCGCGACCCGCCUGUUUGCUAUAAUGCCGCAGCGAUCACAGUACUACCGAGCAGACAUUGCGUCACGUGUGGACUGCGACCCGAGGGAGCUGAUACUCACUCCCAGUCAGCCGCAGGUAGGGAAUGCCACCAUGCAUGGAUUUUCUUGCCGGUCUGUCGUUGCCGCCUUGAAGGUAGGACACCUCCCGAUGGGACAAGGCUUUUGUGCUUGCUUUCUUGACGCCAGAGCUCUUCUGCAAGAUUGGCAAACAGCCCUUACACUGGACGGAUGGUUGCAUGCACCGACUGCCACUGCCGCGUUGGGAGUCGACCUGCCAGAAGGAUGGGAGGCAUGCAUCGACGGUGUUCCCAAAGACCAAGAGUGGAUCUCCUACACUGCAGGCACCGUUUUCAAGAUCGCUGCCUGCCCUAACCAUCUUCAACCCGGCCAUUCGCCUGCGAUUGGGGCCUUUGCGCAGUGCCUCCCCGACGAUACCUUCGCUUGCCUUCCAGAGGACGGCCGCGUGACCCCGGCAGUAGCGAGCAAUGCACGGGAGCAAGGCGGUGCUGAGUGCACCACAGUCUUACCUGCCCAGACGUACAUGCGGAG